Messenger RNA from Penicillium psychrosexuale, 816 nucleotides. RefSeq lists its product as uncharacterized. The transcript has 4 exons. The coding region runs from base 1 to 816 and encodes 271 amino acids. The record is from RefSeq and is a predicted model, not a curated record. NCBI's taxonomy places the organism in Eukaryota, Fungi, Ascomycota, Eurotiomycetes, Eurotiales, Aspergillaceae.
AUGCUUCUAUCACUCCAGUGCUCUGGUGGCAAGUUUCCUGAAGAGACAUAUUCUCGAGUCCUCAACCUGGGACCCUCAUCUAAGCGUGGGUCUUCUUACCUAAGUGUUUGCGCUAGUCCUGCCAGGGCUCGCGCAUAUGGGCUUCCUGUGUCUCCCUUUUGGUACGGGACGGAGAACAAGAGCAUCACCUUCAUCGCUGUGAUGCAACCCUCUGGGACUUUGCAUCACGAUGAAGUCGCCGAAAAGAUGAUGGACCUUACGAGUGAGUUGUUUUAUCAUGCGUGCUCUCGUAUGGCUGUCAAAACUAACCGAAGAAAAGAGUGGCUUCUCGCCGAGCAGAGGCUUCUGAAGAAAGAGCACAUGAUUGCACAUGUGAUUGCAACGGACGGUGAGAUUGAUUGCGGGGAAACCAUUAUGUUUCUCAUAUCCAUCUUGGAUGAUGCUUUGGUUCCACUGAAUGCCGAUACGCUCCUCCCUUCCUCGAAGGCAGAUGUCACCGACACUGACAAAGAUCGUAAAGAGGCGGAAAGCCGCAGAGAUGAGAGACGUAUGCAGGCAAUGGCUGUGCGAGCAGGAGCGAAUCUGUACAUGAAUGUGCUACAGCAACUGCCGAUCCCGCUCAGCGAGGAAACGGAACGAAGGACUCUCAAGCGAAUCGAGCUGGUGAUGCUCGAAGCGUUGGCGAGCCCAUUCGAGGUGAUGCACGUCCCCAAGAAAGAAAUUCAAAAGGCAAUCCUGCAGGAAGCCAGACCUGUCUUUGAGCAGAUCGUCAAGGAGGAACAGGGAAAGAGGUUGGAGAGGUUUCUCAAGGAUUGA